Hyalella azteca is the source of this 2975-nucleotide messenger RNA. Its product is annotated as leucine-zipper-like transcriptional regulator 1. NCBI's taxonomy places the organism in Eukaryota, Metazoa, Arthropoda, Malacostraca, Amphipoda, Hyalellidae. Gene Ontology annotation, molecular function: protein binding. The transcript is spliced from 16 exons. Bases 179 to 2728 code for a protein of 849 amino acids. The record is from RefSeq and is a predicted model, not a curated record. Gene Ontology annotation, cellular component: Golgi apparatus.
AAUAAAUUGAUCAUCAACUAAUGUCUUUCCAGGACGAAAAUGUGUUCAUACUUGCGACGAUGGCAUUUUUACCGUCGUGAUUUGGUUUAUGGACUCUCUGAAUAAAACGACUUUUAUUAAAGUCUCAAUGCAGCUGUAAACUUCUUGCUUGACAAACACCUCGAAAGUAAAGGCUGCUAUGAGCGGGGCUGUCGCUGCAUCGUAUCGCGACCCGCAUGGUCUCGUCGAGAGCGGAGAGGAGCCGCCGGGCUUGGAGAGUCUCUCUCUCGACUUCGGCCCCUACGAAAAAGUGCAUCGUUGGACCUGCAUGCCCGAAUGUGACGAGUUUGUGGGGGCGCGACGCAGCAAGCAUACGGUCGUCGCAUACAAGGAAGCCGUGUACGUCUUUGGUGGCGAUAAUGGCAAGUGGAUGCUCAAUGACUUGCUGCGUUUUGAUGUCCGGGAGAAGUCUUGGGGACGCGCCUUCUCAACCGGAUAUCCGCCCGCUCCGAGGUAUCACCACUCCGCUGUGGUGUACGGCUCCAGCAUGUUCGUGUUCGGAGGCUUCACGGGCGACAUUCACAGCAACAGCAACUUGCGUAACCAGAACGAUCUCUACGAGUACCGUUUCCAGACUGGCCAAUGGAGUCAAUGGCGCUACCUUGCAGGGCACCCCAACUCUGAGGGUGUUAGCGCCCCAGUGCCGCGCUCAGCUCACGGCGCCGCUGUAUAUGACGGCAAACUCUGGAUUUUCGCGGGCUACGAUGGGAACUUCCGCUUGAACGAUCUAUGGGCCAUUCCACUUAAUGGAGAGCCCCGCGUGUGGGAAGAAAUGCCCCAAACCGGCGAGGUGCCUCCAACGUGUUGCAACUUCCCCGUGGCCGUGGCACGGGAUCGUAUGUACGUCUUCAGCGGCAUGAGCGGCGCUAAAAUCACCAAUUCUCUCUACUACUUCACAUUCACUGAUAAAUGCUGGACGCGGAUCUGCACGGAGCAAGUGAUAUGCAGUGCGCCUCCUCCGCCCCAGCGGCGCUAUGGCCACACCAUGGUCGCCUUCAACCGACACCUCUACGUCUAUGGUGGAGCUGCUGACUCAACCCUACCCAACGACCUACACUGUUUUGACUUGGACAGUCAGACAUGGAGCGUGGUACAGCCAUCCUCCGACAGCGCGGUGCCCAGCGGUCGCCUCUUCCACGCUGCUGCCGUCGUAGGCGACGCAAUGUACGUCUUCGGUGGGACGGUCGACCUCAACGUGCGCAGCGGCCACAUGUACAGGUUCCAAUUCUCAAAGUACCCGAAGUGUACGCUGCAUGACGACUACCAGCGUCUGCUGACCACAGCGCAGCUCGCUGACGUUCACUUCUUGGUAUCAGACGUGGAUCCUUCACCAGGCCAGAGGCUCGAGAGUUUGGCAACGCCCACUCAUGAAGGCGACGAGACCGUCGUCAAAGCGCACGCCGUGUUCGUGGCAGCUCGCUCGCCUGUGCUCCGGGAGAAGAUACAGCUGGCCAUGAGAGAACGAACUGCGGCUCAGGAGCGACUAGGAAACGAUGUGCCGACCCCAACACUGGAUUCGAAAAAUCCCUUGAUCGUGCGUUUACCAGGAGCGAGAGCUGACGCCUUCAAGGUUGUACUUCGCUACAUAUAUACUGACCGCAUAGAGCCGCAACUGGAGCUCUCAGGUGGCGAGACAGGGGCGCACAAGACGUCAGCUGAUACCAAAGUAUUGCUCAUCAUGCGCGUGUACCGGCUCGCACUGCAGUGGUGCCUGCGGGGCCUAGAACAGCUGUGUAUGCAGUUCAUGGGCAACAGAAUCAACGAGCGCAAUGUUCUCCACGUGCUUUGUGACGCUCACACUACCUCCCUCACGCCCAUCAAGGAGUUCUGCUUGAAGUACAUCGUUAAAGAUCUGAACUGGAGAGCAGUGGUGAUGUCUCGUGAAUUUGAAGAGCUCGAAAAGUCUCUCAUGGUCGAGAUCAUUCGCCUCAAGCAGUCCCCGCCACCAGCCCAGCUCAGUGCCUCCCUUCGCCCACCCGACCCUCCGGCUGACCAGGGUGCCCCGGCCGCGGGUCAGCAAAUGCCGCGUUGCCUGCAAGAAGACCUGCUGGCUGUGGCGGAGCGCCGCGUGUGCGCAGAAUUUUGUGACGUGAGACUUCUAGUCGGCGACGUGGCCAUUCCUGCUCAUAAGGCCGUCUUGGCUGCACGAUGUUCUUACUUCGAAGCCAUGUUCCGCUCCUUCAUGCCCUCAGAUAAUACCGUCAAGCUGGCGAUAGGAGAGCUCGUGCCAUCAGUGCAGUCCUGCGAAUCGCUACUGCGCUACAUCUAUAGUGGUGCUACGGACAUGCCUCCCGAGCACUCAUUAUACCUUUUCGCCGCGCCCUAUUUCUAUGGUUUUACUAACAGUCGACUUCAGGCGUUCUGCAAGCAAAACUUGGAGAUGAACGUCACGUGCGAAAACGUCAUUCAAAUCUUGGAGGCAGCAGACCGAAUUCAAGCUCUCGACAUGAAAAAAUACGCGCUGAAUUUGCUGGUUCAUCACUACCCACGGGUUUUCUCAUCUGGUGGCUUACGAUCGCUAUCACGGGAAUUGUUGCUUGAUAUUCUGGAAGCAUUAGCGGUGCACCAAACUAUUACAUCGCAUUCUCCUUUGUCCACGUCCCGCCACGAUAUGUCUGCAUCACCUAACCUAACAACACACCAACUGGGCGGGGCAGCUAAUGCGACGCCUCCUCAAUCUGAACCCUAAUCAUCAUCCGGAAGAUCUAUCCUUGAAGAGUGGGCACCUACUGAUGCUGGUGAUCCGAUUGGUUAUCGAUGACUCAAUUAUUUGAAUUAUUUCGCUCGAACGCAAAUGAAUAUUCCUUGACAGAUGGCAAUGGAACAUGUGGUAGAAUAGUUAAGUUCAAAGUAAAAAUGGGUAAUGUUGGUAAUUACGUUGAUUUAGACUGAAAAUCAAGAGUUCUUGUUACUGCUGUAAAAUAAAGGUUUACUAA